This is a messenger RNA of Medicago truncatula (barrel medic), 1188 nucleotides long. Its product is annotated as cytochrome c oxidase assembly protein COX19. The record is from RefSeq and is a predicted model, not a curated record. The transcript has 5 exons. Lineage: Eukaryota; Viridiplantae; Streptophyta; Magnoliopsida; Fabales; Fabaceae. The coding region runs from base 686 to 988 and encodes 100 amino acids.
CAUUUAUCUACCAAGAGACAGUUGUUUUUAAAUUAUAAAUUUCACUCAAAAUAUAGCAUUACAAUUGUUGAAGAUCUUUUUCUUUUCCUCAAAAAAUGAGCAUCAUUGAAUAUUUCUUCUCCAUCUCAGAUCUACUGUGUUGUUUUGGUAGAGCAAAGUUUUGAAAUAGAGCACUAGAAUGGUUGAUGGCAAGGGCAAAGUUGGAAUACUAAAAAAGUCAUGCUUUGUCUUCCACUUUCUUCGCAUAAACGGGGAGACCCAAAUUUUAGUGGGUCCCACGCGAAAUCAAUCUCUCUCUCCAAUUUCUCAGCUGCACCAAACUGCAGAAAUUGCAUGUUCUCUCCUAACUCUCUCGUCUCUAUUUCACCUCUACCAAACAGACCCUAAAUGAAUGCGACGUCGUUUUUAGAGAACCAGAACCUCUGACACUUGCCCUAACCCCCUGAUUCACAACCGCAUACUCGCCGGAGCACCACCCUCAACGUUGCGUCGCUCACGCAAACUCGCCGGGAAAGUCACCAUCAUCAAAUCCUCCUUUAUUUCAAAUUCAAUGUAGCGGUUAAUUGUCAUUGUUCUCUUCAAAUUCGGCGCUAGCACGAAGCUUGUUUGGUGAUCAGAGCUACCGAAACUCCGUAAGAGAAGAAUCUCAAUUUUUCUAUUGUUUGAUUCCCAAUUCAACCUAGAAAUGAGUUCAGGUGGUGCAUUUGGUGGCAACCGAGGGCUCCGUCCGGUGCCUCCGGAGAAGGGAGUAUUUCCAUUGGAUCACAUGCAUUUGUGUGACCUGGACAAGAAAGAGUAUCUCAACUGCUUAAAGACUGCUGGGAACAAGUCUGAAAUAUGCAGGGGGUUCUCAAAAAAAUAUCUGCAAUGUCGUAUGGAAAAGAACUUGAUGGCAAAGCAAGAUUUGGCAGAACUUGGUUUUAAGGAAAGUAAUGCAGAAUCUCCUGCAGGGAAAACUACUGAGAGGAUUGGUGAUCAAGAACAAUGAACUCAGAAAAUUUAGAAUGUAUGUUAAUAAUAGUUUUGAGGUUAAGUUUUGUUAAUGCUAUUCUAUCCUUUUUCAUUCAGUUCAUUUGAUAACCAAAUGUCUAACCAUAUAAAAGUUAUUUAGUUUUUCUUUUUUCAAUACAUACAGUAGUCAUUUUGGACAUUUGAAAAUUCACUUAAUAUAUUGUUUUUUUAUCAAUA